Opisthocomus hoazin is the source of this 1036-nucleotide messenger RNA. Lineage: Eukaryota; Metazoa; Chordata; Aves; Opisthocomiformes; Opisthocomidae. The record is from RefSeq and is a predicted model, not a curated record.
AUGGAUGAAGAGUUUGGUCCCCACCGCAACCACAACGUGUCCGUGCCGAGGAGAGGGGGGGUCGCCGUGAGUGCCUGGCUGGGACCAGGUCAAGGUGGCUGGAAAUGGGGCGUGCACACGCAUUGGGAAGCGAACUCUGGAAGCUCCACAAACCGGAGACCCCCGAGCCCCGUCGAGGCUUCCAGUGGGGCUGGGGAGGAGUUACCGCCGCACCACGAAGCGCCGGCGAGCCCUCUGGCAGAGCUCGUGUGCUGUUCGGGCCACCCACCCGCACAACGAAUUCACACCGGAAAGCAAACCCUCCCUGGUGCACACAGGGGCACGAGGGACAGCUCCGACGGCAUGCGAGCAGCACAGGGCGAUGCCACCCCGGGAAGGAGGCAGACGUGGCGGAUCCCCGCCGUCUCCCACAGAACAAUUCUCUGUUCAACAGAUGAGUGCCAAACGAAAUACGGAAAUGCGAACGCUUGGAGAUACUGCACCAAAGUCUUCGACAUGCUCACAAUAGCAGCUUUAAUAGACGAGCAGAUCCUCUGCGUGCACGGUGGCCUCUCCCCAGACAUCAAGACGCUCGAUCAGAUUCGAACCAUUGAACGUAAUCAAGAAAUUCCUCACAAAGGCGCCUUCUGCGACCUCGUGUGGUCUGACCCCGAGGACGUCGACACGUGGGCCAUCAGUCCGCGGGGAGCGGGCUGGCUCUUCGGUGCAAAGGUGACGAACGAGUUUGUUCACAUCAAUAACCUGAAGCUCAUCUGCAGGGCGCACCAGCUCGUCCACGAAGGCUACAAGUUCAUGUUCGACGAGAAGCUGGUGACGGUGUGGUCUGCCCCCAACUACUGCUACCGCUGCGGGAACAUCGCGUCCAUCAUGGUCUUCAAGGACGUCAACACCAGAGAACCAAAGCUGUUCCGUGCCGUCCCGGAUUCAGAGCGCGUCAUUCCGCCGCGGACCACCACGCCGUACUUCCUCUGAGCCCCCUCCCGGCUGCCCCCCGCGCCGUCCCCCGACUAUAAUAUACUUUUUAUCGAGCACUUUG